UGACAAUACAGAAUCCUACGCCGGAUGCCUCGACGGCCCUAAGUGCCACAGAGAACGAUGAGCUUGGGUAAGUGCAAUGCCAUAUCGUGUGAAGGCUUCUUCCGUCAGCAUAUUAGGAACUUGCCUUUUAUUAUCCGUAUACACGAUGCGAGCAGCUUGUUGAAAAAGCUGUUGGUGUGCUUACCGAGCCAUGUGCGACAGCUCGCCUAUGCUUCAGGUAGAUUCUUGGAUAUCAAGGGCUCUAAAGUGCUACCACGUUGCUCCGAACAAUCUUAGAAUCAUCGACUGUGCACAAACGAGGCUGACCAUACCGUACCAAUAGUCGGCCGAGAACACCAUUGAGUACCCGGCAACCCGACUUCUUCGGGAAGAGGCAGCAGCGGGCGGAUCUUGAUGCCG
Baudoinia panamericana UAMH 10762 is the source of this 399-nucleotide messenger RNA. RefSeq lists its product as uncharacterized. Lineage: Eukaryota; Fungi; Ascomycota; Dothideomycetes; Mycosphaerellales; Teratosphaeriaceae. The transcript has a single exon. Bases 58 to 276 code for a protein of 72 amino acids. The record is from RefSeq and is a predicted model, not a curated record.